ACUUAUAUAGGCUCUCCUGAAGGAUACGUUCGAAGUGGCGCGUUUUCAUCGCGAGUUGCCCUCGACAGAGAACGCAUUUCGCGUUGCGGAUCAGUUUUCAAAGUUUUUCAAUUUUUGGGCGACGAGAAACUUCGGAUGGAUUUUGCGGUUUGAAAGUUUCGACAGCCAUCGGGUUCAUUUUCGAGAGAUGAUGGACUAAAAUGUACCCGGACAAUGGACCAGUUCAUGAUAAUGGAAAAUAACACCGUUCGUCUCGGCGGGAGUGAUAUGAACUUGGAAGAUUACGCGAUCAUCAGCAAUGACACAUACGUGGAAAGAGAUCUAUCGGACAAGGAUACGGUGACGAUGAUGUCCAUCCUCCUAGUGGGAGUCUUCUUGUCGCUGUUAAUCUUCCUAUCAGUGGCAGGCAACAUCCUAGUAUGCAUAGCGAUCUACACGGACCGCGGACUGCGAAGAAUAGGAAACUUAUUUCUGGCAUCCCUCGCCAUUGCCGACCUUUUCGUAGCCUCGUUGGUUAUGACUUUCGCCGGCGUCAACGACCUGCUCGGCUAUUGGAUAUUCGGCACGAAAUUUUGCGACACUUGGAUCGCCUUCGACGUCAUGUGUUCCACCGCCAGCAUUUUAAAUCUCUGCGCCAUAUCGUUAGACAGAUACAUACAUAUCAAAGAUCCGUUAAGAUAUGGAAGAUGGGUGACCAGACGCGUCGCUCUAGCUACCAUAGCCGCAAUAUGGCUUCUCGCCGGACUCAUUUCUUUCGUUCCUAUUAUGCUCGGGCUGCACCGACCGCCCCAGCCCUUCGUCAUCAAUUCGGGGGGCCAAAACUACCCCACCUGUGCCCUCGACCUCACUCCCACUUAUGCGGUCGUCUCUAGUUGCAUCUCCUUCUACGUGCCGUGCAUUGUUAUGUUGGGUAUAUACUGCAGAUUAUACUGCUACGCGCAGAAACACGUGAAAAGCAUCCGGGCCAUUACAAGACCGAUAGACUUGCCCAAUUCAACGAAAAAGAAGAAGAGCGUUAAACAGAAGAACAAGGCUCUUCACAUACACCUUCACAAUCAUCAAAGUUCGCCGUAUCACGUGAGCGAUCACAAGGCGGCCAUCACAGUGGGAAUUAUAAUGGGCGUCUUCCUAAUAUGUUGGGUGCCGUUCUUCUGCAUCAACAUCGUAGCAGCGUUCUGCAAGACCUGCAUUCCGGACAUCACUUUCAAAAUCCUCACGUGGCUGGGGUACUCCAACUCCGCGUUCAAUCCUAUCAUCUACUCGAUCUUCAAUACGGAAUUUCGGGAGGCGUUCAAGCGAAUCUUGACGGCACGGUACCCGGAUUGGUGCAGAUGCGGCUACCAAUCGGUUUCUUUGAACAAUGACAACAAAUACGUGACGGAUUACGGUACCAAAACGAUCGUGGUGAACGCGAGAAGGAACGGUUCGUUUGGCGAGUUUUCUAGUGAACAUAUGAGCUGUGAAUCGGUGAGGCAAACGAGAGUGAAUUCGGCGGCCGAUGUUUUGGGAGACGACGCGAACGUCAUUUGACAGGACUACGACCAUCUUCAGGACACCAUGGUGUAGUACAUCGACCGCGGAUCCGACGCGUAUCAGCAGCAAUACAUACAGGUUAGGCUCAGAGAGGGCCGCGAAGUGGACGAAGUUGGCCUUGUAUAAACUACCUGUACAUAGAGUUUAUUUUAUACUGGGAAUCCAAUGGACGUUUAGUCGUUAGAAUUAAACGUCGAUUUUUGUAAAUACGUUUUGCGAAUAGCUGAUGCAAACAAGGGGGGAAAGCCACUGGGAUAUCGGGUUAUUAAUUUGAGGUCUCUAAAUUAAAAAAAAAAGUAUUUUCAGUAAGAUACGAAAAGUAGAAUGUAUAUCGAUCCAUAAAUAUCAAAUAGGGGGUAUUUUUUAUUUAUUUUUCUUGCUACAAUGAGAUAUCGUGACGUAUAUAAACAUAAUCUCAACAUACGAUUUCAAUGCGAAAUUUUAAAGGCAAAUCAGAAGCAACUUAAAACUUUUCAAAUCUAAUCUUUUUCAAAAACCCUCGAAUAAACAGAAAAAUGAAAAAUUUAUAUAAAUAUAUAUACACUUUCUUUCCUUUAAAUCGUUUAAAUCGAACAGAUAAAUUAUAUUUAUGCAGGGUGUUUCAAACCAAUUUUUUUUUAUCUAAAAACGAAAAGAGAUAGUGUUACUAUCAUAAAACACACAUUUUGUAUAUUUUUUCUCUAUUUUUAUAUGAUUGGAAGCUAUUGAAUUAGAGUACCCUAAUCAAUCUGCUUAACUAAAUUUAAAGAAAAACUUAAGCAAUCACAUGUAAAAAAGUAACUUUUUUGCUCCCUACAAUUUCCAAAUAAAAAAUAUAAUGAAAAGAAUUGCUUGUCGAAAAAAAAAACAUAUUUUUGAAGUCAAUUAAUUGGAUGUCAUGUCAAAGAAAAAGCUUGUAAAUAAAACAUAAAACAAAAAAUUCUUCUAUCUUUCUAUAUAACAAUCAAAAUUUAUCUUUUUGCAUGUCAUGACAUAAAAUUUGCUAUUAAAUAUAGUUAGCAAGAUUGAUUGGGGUAGUCUAAUUCAGUUCCCCUCCACGCGUUUAAAAAAAAUAAAAUUAUAUAGAGAAAGUGCGUAAUAAUACUUAUAUAUUUUAUGGUUCUAUUCUCGUGUUUAAAAAAAGACACAAAAAAACAAAAGAUAACCAAUAUCAAAUCUAAGGAAUACAUGUAAUAUGUUCAACAGAUUGAAUCAUGCUUUUAUUAUUGUUAUGUUAAUAUAAAUUUAUUUAUUUCAAUUUAUUAUACAAACUGUGAUUUUUUUGACUAUUUAUGAAAUUUUUCGAUAUUUUAUAUUGAGUGAACUUAAACAGUAAAUACCUAAUUCUAAUAACUCCCAGUUACUAACAGUAAACCCGUAACGAAUAAAAAGUCUAGUCCUUGGAUAGUUUAUCGCCAAAAGAAAUGAAAGCAAUAUACAGAUAGUAUAAAUGGAUAAUUCGUAUGGUCUGUUCAUAGAUAUAAG
Molecule: messenger RNA, 2997 nt
Organism: Cylas formicarius (sweet potato weevil)
Lineage: Eukaryota; Metazoa; Arthropoda; Insecta; Coleoptera; Brentidae
Gene: Dop1R1
Product: dopamine receptor 1
Exons: 8
Coding region: 214-1530 (438 amino acids)
Biological process (GO): adenylate cyclase-activating adrenergic receptor signaling pathway
Cellular component (GO): membrane
Molecular function (GO): G protein-coupled receptor activity
Source: RefSeq, a predicted model, not a curated record